ACUUUUGAGUCCGAGAGUCGACACUUAUUUUUAUUUAUUAUGCUUCUCUGCGUAAGUUGUAGCAUUUAGUCUACAGUUUUCAUCCGACAACUUUAUAUAUAGAUUAACUCGUCACAACUAUCGAUCCUUAUCACUGGACAGAGUGCUAUUGUUCAUCGUUUAAAGAGGAGAACAAACUUUUUUGAUUCGCAAUUAAAAGAAAGGCAGAUUUUAUCACAACAUUAGAGUUUCAAGAAUUGAAUUGAAUCGAGUCUUACGAUCUUCUCAUGAAAUCAACGACAACAAUUCCAUCAAUUCCACUUGGAUGAACUGUACACAAUUGCUGACCAAGCAAAAGUACGGAGUGGCUGCGUUCCUUGGCGUUUGUGAUGGAAUAUAUGCAAGUACGUGCCUGCAUAUGUAGCGUCUUGUUGAGAAGAUCUUGACUUGAGAGUUGUAUCAUCCUUGGUUAGAGAGUGAGAGAGAGAGAGUGAGGUAAAGAGAGAGACCUCCCUAAAGGCACCCAUUCCUUGGACAGUAGGGAACCUGACCCUACAUACAGAUCAUCAACAAUUGUUGUCCGUGAUUGUAUAAAACCAACGUGUAAAAAGUGCCUGCAGUUCAUUCCAGUCUACUUCGGCCCUCCAGACCGCUUGUCGCCCACUCCAGUGAUCCGUGGGACUUUAUUAGUUAAUUCCAUCUCACAUAUCGCCAACAGUGCUUUUACACAUUUCUUGACCAUUGUUGUAAUUGUUGUUUGUUGGUGUUGCAAAUUAAAGGAACGGAGAAUCGUCUCAAGUACGUGGAAGGUGUAAAAUUAAAAGAAGAUAAAUUACACCAACCAAAUUAACGUGUCGUCUAUUAAUUUCUCAUACCCGUGCCUUGUGCAUAAUUCUCAAGUGUGUGCUGCUCACCUUCUCUCAUUCUAAUCUUGAAGUUUAUAAUAGAAAUUUUUAUGAUUGACUUUUAUGAACUAUUGCGUUCACUGGAGUUAAUGGAAGUAGAAAAUUUGUGCCAAUAAGCUGUAAGGACGACAGAAAAUUAUAAUCACUGCAAUUAAAUUGUGUUGUUGCCAACAAAUUACUGUGCCAUCGUGUGCAAUCGUGCCUUAAAAAAUUUGUGAAAAUGAUGGCUGUAUCCAGCUCGCUCAAUAUCCGUCCAAUAUUUUCAACCGGUUAUCCUUUCCAAGGUCAAGGAAGGGUGAACCAACUGGGUGGCGUGUUUAUAAACGGUCGUCCACUCCCCAACCACAUUCGUCUCAAGAUUGUGGAAAUGGCGGCGGCGGGUGUGAGACCUUGUGUAAUUUCUCGACAGCUUCGAGUCUCUCAUGGGUGCGUGUCCAAGAUAUUGAACCGAUAUCAGGAGACGGGGAGCAUUCGACCAGGAGUGAUCGGAGGGAGCAAACCACGCGUCGCAACCCCAGAGGUGGAGACUAGAGUAGAAGCGUACAAAAGCGAUAACCCUGCUAUAUUUUCCUGGGAAAUUCGCGAUCGCUUGAUCAAAGACGGCAUUUGUGACAGAAGUUCAGCCCCUUCCGUUAGCUCAAUCAGCCGUGUUUUACGAGGUAGUGGUGGAGCAACCUACAUGAAGAAAGAAGACAUUUAUGACUACAAGAAUCAAAAGGACCACAGCAUCUCCAACAUACUUGGAGGAGACUUAUCCGGUUCCAUGGACGAUUCUGAUACUGAAAGCGAGCCAGGAAUUCCUCUAAAGAGAAAACAACGUCGAAGUCGCACAACUUUCACCACCGAGCAACUUGAGGAACUUGAGAAAUCCUUCGAGAGGACCCAAUAUCCAGAUGUUUAUACCAGAGAGGAGCUCGCACAGCGCACCAAGUUGACCGAAGCCCGUGUCCAAGUUUGGUUCAGCAACAGACGAGCCCGAUGGCGCAAACAGAUGGGCAACUCGUCGUCAGGAAGUUCUCAUCACCAUCACCACCACCCCUCCAACUCGGGCUACAGUCCUCUUCCCCUCCCGUAUCCCCCCGCAGCAGUCGCAGUGGCAGCCGCAGUAGCAGCUUCCGCUUCGUCCAGCGCAUCCAGUGGGUCUGGUUCUUCACCGUUGGGCGGAGGUCACGGGUCAGCCGUGAGUUAUGGAGGAGGCGGAAAUUACAAUAACCACGAAAAUAUUCAAUCUUCAAAUGCAUCAUCUUGUCAUCCAAAUUCUCAAACGGCUCAUUGGGCGAACGGAGGAAGAUCCUCACAUCUCCUUCCUCAGAAUCACUUUGGGUCUUCAGAGUCGCAGAUGAUGAGUUUCUUGUCAGGAAAUUCGUCAAAUAUGUCCGAAUUUGGGGGACAUGGGACAUCCACCAACUCGCAUUCCACAUCUGGAGGAAACAACAACAACGGUGGCAAUGGAGGCGGGGCGGAGAGUUGGCCAACUACUUGGAACACUUCCCAUCAAUUCACCUCUGACAAUUACACCAGCAUGAUGGCCGCCAACAUUUCCGCCAACAAUGAAAUGUUUGCUACAUCCGUAUUGCCUUAUCAUCACCAUCAUCAUGGUCAUCCUAACGGGCUCGCUCAAUUUGGGUCAUCUGCCACCAAUAUGUACAAAAACUAUGCCGUCUCAAAGAAUCCUCAGCCCAUCGGUCUCUUUUAAUGAAGUGCCAUUGUAUUUGUAAGAUUUAAGAAAAGUGUCAAUUAUUUAUGUAUAUUCAUCAAUUAAAGUAUUAGUAUUUUUCGAUAGCAGAAUUAGUCGUAAUCCUUCCUGGAUUUGUAUCAACCGAUAAAUGAUUUGGUAUAGGAUUCAACUGUAAAGAAUAGUGGGAACUCACCAAGUAUCACACUUUGUAUUUUAUUAUAUGUAGCGAAACGUUGAACCAGAAUCGAGUGAAUAUAUAUCGAAACUAAUAAUAACUAGUGUUAUAAACUAAAGUUGAGAUUUUAAUAACAUAAAAUGUUGUAAGUAUUUCUAAUAUUAUUAACAUUUUCACUAGUGCCAAAAUGUUUAUCAUAACGAUAAUGCGUCAACUCACAAUGUUGACUGCUUGUUUCCUAAUAAAGUAUUAAAGCUGGUUUAGUGUAAUCAGUGUAUUUUUUCAGUA
Folsomia candida is the source of this 3025-nucleotide messenger RNA. RefSeq names its product protein gooseberry. Gene Ontology annotation, biological process: anatomical structure development; regulation of transcription by RNA polymerase II. The transcript has 9 exons. Bases 1105 to 2580 code for a protein of 491 amino acids. The record is from RefSeq and is a predicted model, not a curated record. NCBI's taxonomy places the organism in Eukaryota, Metazoa, Arthropoda, Collembola, Entomobryomorpha, Isotomidae. Gene Ontology annotation, molecular function: DNA-binding transcription factor activity, RNA polymerase II-specific; RNA polymerase II cis-regulatory region sequence-specific DNA binding.